Messenger RNA from Melampsora larici-populina 98AG31, 606 nucleotides. RefSeq lists its product as uncharacterized. The record is from RefSeq and is a predicted model, not a curated record. Bases 1 to 606 code for a protein of 201 amino acids. The transcript has a single exon. NCBI's taxonomy places the organism in Eukaryota, Fungi, Basidiomycota, Pucciniomycetes, Pucciniales, Melampsoraceae.
AUGCUUUCGCCAAAGUUCAAGACCGAUGCCCGACGAGUUGUCUGCAAGUGUCAAAGUCAUGAAUGCUACAAAGGUUUCUAUCUUGAUGCCAGCGGAAUCAAACAACAAGGCAUAGAGGUCAUUCCCGCCACGAAGGAAUCACACGCCCGUGCUGACCUGCGAUACCAAAUCAUGUCAACAUCUCUUUCAGCUAACCAAGAUAAUUCAAACUUGAAUCGACCAGCACCGACAGACGAACAAGAUCAGCUCUCAGGCCCUCUAGCACGAUUGGGUCUUGAUCCAUCCAGGAAUUCGAGUGAUCGGGCUACUCGAAUGAAUAGUAGAAGUGUCUCAGCUCCUUAUACGAAUUUCGACUCAUUGCGUGCUUCCGUUGCUGACCGAUCGAGAGAACCAGAAGAAGAAGCGGAAGGAAGUUCUUCAGCAACCGGUGUUCCAUCUGAUCGCAAUCAUGAGCUGGCUCUCUUGGAGAACGAAACACAGCCUACGGAUCCUGAUGUUUGCAAAGCUACAGAUUCAGCUAGACAAAAUGGGCUACGAGAAUAUGACACAAGUACGUUGAAUAUCUCGCUUUUUGAUCUCGACGCUGAGCAGUUGAAUAUGUAUUAA